CAGUUAGAAUCAAGCAGUUGUUUUCAUUCAUGAAUACAUCUGCUGGAGAACAUUUUCCUCUCUAUUUUUGCUUCUUUGAUUCAAAGCACUGGUAGAUAUGAAAUGUGAUACACACAAGAACAAUGCCAAGAUGCAGUGGUUUUGACAAAGAGGACUCAAAAGACAAUGUGCAUCGUUCCGGGUGGCUUCCCGGCUCUUUACCGUGUUCCCACGUAGACAUAUCUUUUUCCUUUUGGGGUCUUGGUGAAUCCUAUUGGAUGCUUCCUAUUCUGCUCUUUUUUGGUUCUGGCGCCCAUCUUUAUCAAGUGCAAUGCUACCCAGUGCUUCUGGUUUUUCUCUAUCCCCUCUCUCAACCAAAUUAUGCCCAGGUCUGAGGGCUGCUCAUGGGUUUCAGAGUGCUGAAUCACUCUGUGGAGUAGUUAGUGCAGGAGGGCUUGACACAACUGGGCCUGAAACACACGAUUCACUUAAGCAUUCAUCUAAAACCAAGGAACAUUUAAACAUCAUUUAUAGGCAGCAGAAUGCGGAAGUGAAUGAUUGAAUGGUUUCCAUUUCCAAGAACUGAAAUCUUUUAGGUGAAUUAGUGGGAAGAUGGCAUGGGCGCCUGAUUUUGACCUACUUCUUUGUUGAGAAACACAUCGUACUUCUAAGUUAAAGUCUGCAAUCUGAAAAACAAGAAAACUUGAAAGUCAAUGGCUUACUACUAGGGCUCCCAAACUAGAAUCCUUUAGGACCGAGGUUUUGGACACCAGCUCUCUACCCUUCGUGUGAAUCGGGAUCUCUGGAAUGCUUGGUUAGGUCUGGAGCUCAGACUCAGCAAUUGUGACUCAGGUAGUGUGUCGCUUAGAUAAUUUACAUUUCUCUCAAGUUCUCAGAUGCUGCUGUACCAGGCACCAUAGCUGUACUGUGAAAGGCACAUUUUAAAUGCUAAGGAUUUCCAGGCUCAUUCCAAACCCAUUCAGUGGUUUAUAGAGCUUCUGAACUUGGCGUUGAUAGUUUUUAGUUCCUAAAUUUUAACGUGUCCAAGGCCAGGAACAAGUUGUUUGUCUUUACAGUGUGCGUUUGUCUCCCAGAAGUUACUGUGAGUUUGAGACCCCACGAGUUUCUGUGAGUUACCUGUAGGAAUUCUACAGUGUUUAAGAAUACCAAAUACGUGACUUAGUAAUUGUUUAUUAAACACUGCUACAAUUUCCUUCACUAAUUUGGCGUGAGGAGCUUUACGGAUCAGUCUGUGCACACUUUCCAACACCAUGAUCUCAGGAUCUAAAGUCUUAAAAAGUGGGAUCUUUCGGAACCCAACCUGAGCCUUCCUUGGGUACCCUUGGGUUUGCCCAACCCUUGUAGUUGCAACAAGUGAGCUGGGCAUGCUCAGUGGGCAGGGUCGGGUUGGGAGGGGGUGCAAGUGGGAAGCCUGUGGCUCGGCAGCCUGGGAUCUCCGCCUCCCCCCACCUGUACAAGGCCCAGCCCGCUGGGUCAGCGCUCAGCAUCCCACUCUUGCUAAUUGGGUUUGGUCUUCUGUGCGGGUCCCGCGUGCUAACAUUCAGGCCCGGGGUCUAGAGGCCUGGAGAGCCCCGCUGGGGUAUCCGGGCCGAGAGCUGCAGGCCGAGUCCCUAGGGUCCCCCGACUCCUAGACGCCUUUCUAGGCCCAGGGAAGCCUGGCGACUGGGAGGCGCGGAGGAGGGGACGCCGGAUCUGAGGGCGCGCGACGCGUGAUCAGGCUGAGCAAUGGCGUUUCAAAAGGUAGUGAAAGGGACUAUUCUUAUGGGUGGAGGAGCUCUGGCCACUGUUUUGGGACUCUCUCAGUUUGCUCACUACAGAAGGAAGCAAGUAAGCCUGGCGUAUGUGGAAGCAGCAACAUGCUUCUCAGAGCCCGUGAACAGGGAGCCUCCUUCCAGAGAAGCUCAGCUCAUGACUCUGCAGAACACAUCGGAAUUUGACAUCCUCGUCAUUGGAGGAGGAGCCACAGGAUGUGGCUGUGCGCUAGACGCCGUCACCAGAGGACUGAAAACAGCCCUUGUAGAGAGAAAUGACUUCGCAUCAGGGACUAGCAGCAGAAGCACUAAAUUGAUCCAUGGUGGCGUACGAUACCUCCAGAAGGCUAUCACGAACUUGGAUGUUGAACAGUAUAGGAUGGUGAAAGAGGCCCUUCAUGAACGUGCCAACUUACUAGAAAUCGCUCCCCAUCUAUCAGCUCCGCUGCCUAUAAUGCUGCCACUUUAUAAGUGGUGGCAGUUACCUUAUUACUGGGUGGGAAUCAAGAUGUAUGAUCUGGUUGCAGGAAGUCAUUGCCUGAAGAGCAGUUAUGUCCUCAGUAAAUCCAGAGCCCUUGAGCAUUUCCCCAUGCUCCAGAAGGACAAGCUGGUCGGAGCCAUUGUCUACUAUGAUGGACAGCACAAUGACGCCCGGAUGAACCUCGCCAUCGCCCUCACCGCUGCCAGGUACGGGGCUGCCACGGCCAAUUACAUGGAGGUGGUGAGCUUGCUCAAGAAGACAGACCCCGAAACUGGGAAAGAGCGCGUGAGUGGUGCCCGGUGCAAGGACGUGCUCACAGGGCAUGAGUUUAACGUGAGAGCUAAAUGCGUUAUCAAUGCCACCGGCCCUUUCACAGACUCCGUGCGCAAAAUGGAUGAUAACGAUGUUGUUCCCAUCUGCCAGCCCAGUGCAGGGGUUCACAUUGUGAUGCCCGGGUACUACAGCCCCGAGAACAUGGGACUUCUUGAUCCUGCAACCAGUGAUGGCAGAGUUAUUUUCUUCUUGCCUUGGGAGAAGAUGACAAUUGCGGGUACCACUGAUUCGCCAACGGACGUCACGCACCAUCCUAUUCCUUCGGAAGACGACAUUAACUUCAUCUUAAAUGAAGUGCGGAACUACCUGAGUUGCGACGUUGAAGUGAGAAGAGGGGAUGUCCUGGCAGCGUGGAGUGGCAUUCGCCCGCUUGUUACCGAUCCCAAGUCUGCAAACACUCAGUCCAUCUCUCGAAAUCAUGUUGUGGAAGUCAGCGACAGUGGCCUCAUCACAAUAGCAGGUGGGAAGUGGACCACAUAUCGCUCCAUGGCAGAAGAUACUGUGAACAAAGCUGUCAAGCUUCACAACUUGAAUGCAGGACCCAGUAGGACCGUUGGGCUCUUCCUUCAAGGAGGCAAAGAUUGGAGCCCCACACUCUACAUCAGGCUUGUCCAGGACUAUGGGCUUGAGAGUGAGGUUGCACAACACCUGGCCAAAACCUAUGGUGACAAGGCUUUCGACGUGGCCAAAAUGGCAAGUGUGACUGGAAAACGGUGGCCUGUUGUUGGAGUGCGUCUUGUGUCAGAAUUUCCGUACAUCGAAGCAGAGGUGAAAUAUGGGAUUAAGGAGUACGCAUGCACCGCUGUUGACAUGAUUUCACGUCGCACCCGCCUGGCCUUUCUUAAUGUUCAGGCUGCAGAGGAAGCCCUGCCCAAGAUUGUUGAGUUAAUGGGAAGAGAAUUGAACUGGAGUGAAUUGAGGAAACAGGAAGAACUUGAAACAGCCACGAGGUUUCUGUACUAUGAAAUGGGCUAUAAGUCUCGAACAGAACAACUCACAGAUAGUACUGAAAUCAGCCUGCUGCCUCCAGACAUCGAUCGGUACAAGAAGAGAUUUCACAUGUUUGAUGAAGACGAAAAAGGCUUCAUUACCAUUGUUGAUGUUCAACGUGUGCUAGAGAGUAUCAAUGUACAAAUGGACGAAGACACACUACAUGAAAUUCUCUGUGAAGUAGACUUGAACAAGAAUGGUCAGGUUGAGCUCCAUGAGUUUCUGCAGCUGAUGAGCGCAGUUCAUACAGGAAGGGUGUCUGGAAGCCGGCUUGCCAUCCUCAUGAAGACUGCCGAGGAGAACUUGGACCGUAGAGUUCCAAUCCCCGUGGAUCGUAGUUGUGGAGGAUUGUGAGUCUGACCAAUAAAUCCACAACCAACAAGCCUAGGACAGUCAGCACUAUGUACAACCAGAGACGACUUAAACCACUCUAAAAUAGUGGCCAUUGUAGCUGCCUUUUUUUUUUUUUUUUUUUAAAAAAAAAAAAAAACAAACAAGGGAAAAACAGCAAAAUCAAAAAAAAAAAAAAAAAAAAAAAAAGGAAAAGGAAUAAGCAAGCAAACAAACAAAAACACUGGAAAACAUUCCAAAACUUUAAAGAUGUUGGUGUGCUCGCCAACACAUUUUGCCAAUACUUUAUUUGUAUCUGCCAUGAAGUCUAGCUUCAACAAAGAGCUUUUUUUUUUUUUUAGUGCACAUUGAUUUAAUGUUUUGUAUCCAUUUUUGUAACCUGUCAGACUUGACACUCUGCCUGUCCAUUCAUUCAUUCAUUCAAACAAGUUUUAGAGGCAGACUCCCUAUAGAUCGGAAAGAUUUUGCGAGCGCCCAAACGGUCAGGAGCCGGAGCUCGUAGACAACGUUUUUUUUUUUUUUUUCUAAAAAAUCAUUUGACCUCUUAACGUGAUAAUGUUUUGGGGAGACUUCUCAACCCUGUCUUGCUACCCAACCCCUUACAAUUAACACCGUAUACUUUUCUGUCUGGAGUAACUCUGGCUAAUCUGGAGAGGGAAGACAAAGUUUAGAUCUGGUUGAGAUUUGGUUACGUUUCUAAAAGAAGAACUCCGAAAGCUUCCAGACUUGCAGGCGUAAGAUAAAGACAGCGUUGACAUUUGCCGGGAGGUACGGCGAUAGCUGCUUCUCAGCUAUCAUUUUUCCCCCUAGGCACUGCUGGCUUUCUUUGACUAUUAUAGUUGCCAGAAAAAUCCUUGCUUUUUUUACUUUGAAACCAGCAUUUGAAUGGCAAGUUGGAUAUAAUGGGAUGAGACCAAAUCUUUCCAUUCCUCACGGGAGUAAUGAUAGAACACAAUUUCCAAUCCCACAAGUGCCGAAUCUUGCAGCCUGUGGUGUUGUCAGGCCUGUUCUUGUCGGGGGUGGGCAGUAGUGGUGGCAUUUGCAAAGAGCUAAUAAAAACGAAUUGGGCAGACUUCCGUUAACUUUAAUUAUGAAAUUAAAAUAAGGAAUGCCACUUUUAUAUUGGAAGCUGGUCUGUUUGCCAAAGGUCUUUCUCUUUGAGUACUCAAUGGGAAAAUUCUCUUUCUAACAAAAAAUAAAAUAAAUUAAAAAUCAAAGAAAGACAUUAGACACACACACACACACACACACACACACACACACACACAAAUCAAACCCAAAAGUCAGUGCCCAUUGAACUCAACAGAUAGUGCACAGAACAGAGGUACCUUGCCAGUUGGAAGAUGUUUUUGUUAUAGUCUGUUGGCGUUAUAACUAAUAGUCUUAGUACUUACUAAUUGGCCUCCCAUCUCUGAAGCUACCAACAGUUAGCUUCCUGUGCAUAGUAGGACGUGUAGCUCUUCGUUCACACUUCUCUCCUGUCGUUCACACUUUUCUCCUGGCAGCCUUUGUUGCACAGACCACGUCCUAGCCUUGUGAACUGGUACAUAAACCACCUUUGUGCUACUGUUCCGCUUAUGCACACAUUGUGUCUUUCUGCCUCAUUCAUUCUGGGUCAUGAAUAUCAUAUCAUAUAAUGUAAGCUGGGAGGUUCUCAGUCCCCGCCUCACACCCUCCCCCUCCCCCACCCCCACGCCCUCCCCAUCCCAUACCCCUGAAAUAUGCAGAGAGACUGCAGGGAGAGACACUCAACUCGUUAUUAAAUGAAGUAUAGAUGCUUCCACUUCUGUGUCAGGGAAACCUAAGUGAUGUCACAGCAGGUGUCACUGUGAAUUCUUUUCUUUCCAAGUGUCAAUUUUUUACACUGGUUUGUAUUUUUUUUUUUAAAUAGAUGGAAGCAUGUGGCUUUGCAAUUUAGUGGGAUUUUUUUUUUCUAUCAUGACAAUAAAGUUCACUUUAUACCUCGUGACAGUCAAGUCGGCAGAAAAGCUAUCCUUUAAGACAUCCCUUUAAGAUCUGUGCAGAUAUAUCACAAUAUUCUACAUCGCUACUUCCUCUCUCUUUCUCUCUCUUUCUAGUUAGAUCAAGAUAACGGUGGCUUGUGUCAUCCCUGAUUCUCUUACAGUAGGGACUGGGCUCAGAAUGUGACUUGAUUAGGCUGAUCUGCACUUGGAAAGCAGGUCUUGUCUGUAUAUGCCUUGCUCUGAACGAAGUUCCCUUAAGGACAAAGGGAAGCGCACUGUGCUUCGUUUGAGCUUCUCUGCCUGGGCUUGGUAUCUGCUCAUUCUAAAACACGCUCCUUCACCAGUCCCUGAGACUCUCGGAAACGAGCUCCUUUUUAAUCACACUCCUAUGAGUAAAGCACCCCAGAAUUUCUCUAUGAGUUCCCAAUGAAACCUGUACAGGUUUUUAAAUUUUAAAUCCAAUUUAAGCCAAGAGGAGGAAGGAACUCAGGGGAAGAAGCCCCUUCAGAAACUCCUCCAGAGAAUAAACCGUGUUUGUCUUUUCCCAUAAAACUGCUAUUUGUUGAUUUUGUUUGGCUGUGGGAGGGGGUGAGAGGAGAUCACCUUUUAUCAUCAGGUGAUUUAUUUCCUCCUGACGGGAUUCAGGUGAAGGAAGCCCAUCUGUUCUGGAGAGCUGUGUAUGCCUUUAACUAGCCUCCGUCCCAUUGCUUGAACAGUCAUUACUGGCUUAGCUACGGUUGCUGCCUCAGUCAUCAUGCUGCAUAUUCCUGCUUUCCCGUAUGUUCAUACUGAGUGUGACACCGGAUCUCUGCUCUCGGGUGCAUGCUUCGUACUCUGCCUCAGCUUAUGCCUUGAUUUUUGUCCAUUUCAAAAUACGCGCAACAAAAAAUGUUCAUUCUGAUUUUAACUCAGUUCAGCAGAGAGGUUGUCAUUGACCUUUCCCCCCUCUUUCCCUCUUUUUUAUCCGUAAAGGUCUUUUUACAUAUGAAUGUAAUCACGUCCAUGACACCAAUGCUGUAAACUCUGCACUGCAGUUUACUCUAAGGAGUGAAAAAGCCCUACUGUGUUUUAAAAGAAUCCCCUCUCUUAGUCCAGUCCUGGAGUGGAUGCACGUGCUGCACGCUCUCUCACUCGCACAGUUUUUAUGUAUUGUGUUGGGUUAUCGUUCUAGACUGGACUGUUAAAUGCUGUCUGUGAGGCUGGACUGUCAUUUUUAUAACUGUCUUCGUAUUUUAUCGCCAUUAUUUAUUACUUUUGAUAUACAGAAUGAGCCGCAUGCAUUUAUAGAGCAAUAAGAAGAUGUAUUUAAUGUGCCUUGUUUUUAACUGAGUAAGAGCUGAAAGCAUGAAUCAAUAAAACUGAUUAAAGUGG
This is a messenger RNA of Rattus norvegicus (Norway rat), 7241 nucleotides long. RefSeq names its product glycerol-3-phosphate dehydrogenase 2 (gene Gpd2). Gene Ontology annotation, biological process: glycerol-3-phosphate shuttle; glycerol catabolic process; glycerol-3-phosphate metabolic process. Gene Ontology annotation, cellular component: mitochondrial inner membrane; mitochondrial membrane; mitochondrion. NCBI's taxonomy places the organism in Eukaryota, Metazoa, Chordata, Mammalia, Rodentia, Muridae. Gene Ontology annotation, molecular function: glycerol-3-phosphate dehydrogenase (quinone) activity; calcium ion binding. The record is from RefSeq and is a predicted model, not a curated record.